This is a messenger RNA of Venustampulla echinocandica, 2340 nucleotides long. RefSeq lists its product as uncharacterized. The transcript has 4 exons. The record is from RefSeq and is a predicted model, not a curated record. Gene Ontology annotation, biological process: vesicle-mediated transport. The coding region runs from base 1 to 2340 and encodes 779 amino acids. Gene Ontology annotation, molecular function: ubiquitin binding; small GTPase binding; guanyl-nucleotide exchange factor activity. Gene Ontology annotation, cellular component: cytosol; endocytic vesicle. Lineage: Eukaryota; Fungi; Ascomycota; Leotiomycetes; Helotiales; Pleuroascaceae.
AUGUCUCCCCCCAGACAACCCACUGAAGCCGUAAAUCAUGCGGAUGACCUUGCUGGCGUCUCGUCCCUCGGAUUAUCCACGAAAAACGAUGGAAUCGUUGACGAUGUGCACAAAGUACCACUGAAGGACGGGAAUAUGACGGGAUCAGACAGUAAUGGGACGGAAGCCACCUCGAUUGAUAACCAGGAAGACAUUAUGGAGGGCGGGAAGGACCUCAAAUCAGAAACACGGGAGGAUGAAAUAGAUAGCGGUGAGGCGGGCUCGCAGAAGGCGGUGGAGCUUACGCAGGUGGCAGAGGAACCAGCAAACCUUCAAGAUGCUAUGGAAUCUUCCACUGCGACUCUCAAACCAGAGGCAGCCCGGUCCAAAGUACCUGCAAGCCUGCACCUCUCUCCGGUCGAUCAGGCCUAUCUUGAUCCAACACCCAAGACGCCGCUACCGUCACAACCCCCUUCUCGGUCAUCCUCAACUGGAAACGCGACACCUCAUCAUGGCCGAAAUGCAGAUAACGCCGAGAGGUCGCCUACCAGAUCUGAUUCUGGGUUUGAUGAAAAGAUCUCUAUGAGUGAGGACGAGCGCGAGCUCUCCUCUAGGUCUGAAAUACAGAGCAUAAUGGAGCAAUUCAGUGAAGAAGGGCAGGGCCCUGGGCAGGAGGAGAUUAUGUCUCCACGAUUAGGAGUUGCUGGGCCGCUUCUUGGUAGUCCAAUACAACAUCCCCCAAGGAAGUCAAGUCUUGAACCACUGAACCCGGGCGUCGCAAGUGCGGCUCAGAGCAUUCAAGAUUUACGGAUAUCUAGUCCAUCUACAAAUUCCCAGCCCUGGGACACAUCCGAUGUUGGGCCAGCAGUGCCACCAAAGCCAGGAUCGAUUCGUAGUUUUGGACAGCCGAAAAUGGGUGACGAUCGGUCGCAGAGCAUAGAUACACCUACCUCUCCGUCUCUCUACCGGCCGCCGCCCCCAGAACCAGAGCCUGAACCAGAUCUUCCAUUCGACUUCCACCGAUUUUUGGAGCAAUUAAGGCAUAGGACUGCUGAUCCCGUUGCCAAGUUUCUACGCUCAUUCUUGCAAGAAUUUGGCAAAAAACAGUGGAUGGUCCAUGAACAGGUUAAAAUAAUAAGUGACUUUCUUGCGUUCAUCACGAAUAAGAUGGCCCAAUGUGAGGUAUGGCGGGAGGUAUCAGAUGCUGAGUUUGAUAACGCCCGUGAAGGCAUGGAAAAAUUGGUCAUGAAUAGAUUAUACACACAAACGUUCUCGCCUGCAAUACCUCCUCCCCAGCCGAUUCCGGGAGCGAAGCCUAGGAGGAGAGCGCCUGAGCGCCUAAUGGGCCCUGGGAGAAGGGGACAGCACCAAGAGGAUGUUGAGCGCGAUGAUAUUCUUGCUCAGAAAGUGUCAAUAUAUGGGUGGAUACGAGAAGAGCAUCUUGACAUACCAGCAGUUGGAGAUAGUGGGAAAAGAUUUCUCAUUCUGGCUCAGCAAGGCCUUCUUAAACACUCUAAAUCAGAUUCAUCUGCAGAUUCCUUCAUGCCCCUACUUAUCUACGUCGUGUUACAAGCGAAUCCAGAGCAUCUAGUGUCGAAUGUUCAAUACAUUCUACGAUUCAGAAAUCAGGAUAAACUCGGCGGAGAAGCGGGAUAUUAUCUCUCGUCACUGUUGGGUGCUAUCCAGUUCAUAGAGAAUCUGGACCGUACCACCUUGACCAUAUCUGAUGAAGAUUUCGAGAAAAAUGUCGAAGCCGCCGUGUCUGCCAUAGCGGAAAAGCACCAGGCAGAAAUCGCGGAAGCCCCUCCAACGCAAUUAUCGGAGAAAUCCGGCCUUAGCCAUCCAGAGGUGACACCACGCCACUCGAUGGAAGGGGAAUCUUCUACCCCUCGAAAGUCGACAUCCUCGAACGAGUAUAGCGGAGAUGACGAAAAAGCCGCUAUGGGUGGUCUCCUACGGACAAUUCAACGGCCGCUGACAUCGAUUGGACGAAUCUUCUCCGAGGAUAGUGGUUCAUCGCAAAGCGGUCCAGUGCGAACCCCUUUGCCAGGUAAUACACCUCGCACGAGUCCCAACCCUCGAGUCAGCACAGAUGGUCCCCAACCUCAACGGCAACCUCCUACACAUGCUCGUCAGAGUUCAGUUCAAGCGAAACUGACUGCCGAAGAUGCUGCCGCAAGGCAAGCAAGUGCGGAGACUGCAGAAGCCCAUCGUAUCCAGCGAGCAGAGCACGCAAAUAUAGUCGAGACACUCUCUGGGAUGUUCCCAGAUUUGGAUAAAGAGAUUAUCAGUGAUGUAGUUACCCAGAAAGACGGGAGGGUGGGCCUCGCCGUCGAUGCAUGUCUCGCGCUCGGCUCCUAG